GCGGGCCCGGGCGCCCGCGCUGCGUCUAGCGCGGAAGGCCACCCGCGAGACCGCCAGUGGCCGCGUCGACGGCUUCUUGGAGCAGCCGCUUGUCAGGCAGCCCCGCGUCGACUGGAACACGAGGUUAGCCGAGCUCCGCGCCGACUGCGCAGGAGGGGGGCAGGGCGCGGCGAUGCCAGCGCACCUCGCGGAGAUCACCCCUGGCCACCCUAACCCCGACGACGCGGCGCGGCUCGAGGCUGGGGAGGUCGUCGACGACCACAGCAGGUUGGAGGCGCUCCUCGACCCCGCCCGCGUCGCGCGGCCGCCCGCCGAGUGGCCCGAGGAGCCGCCGCGGGCGCGGGUUAACUGCAAGAAGUUCGAGCACUGGCGCGAGGGGGAUAUCCUCACCGCGGGCGCCCGCGCGGUGCUCGAAGGCCCGUUCGCCGGUGAGAGGAAGGGCAAGCCGCGCGAGGGCCAGAAGCGCCGCGCUCGCCCGAUCUUCUUCAUGGCGCCCUCGAGCGCCAGCCUCCAGAACAUUGUGGAGGGCGCGGCGACGCUCGCGGCAUCCAGAUUCUGGACUAGCAUCCACUCGCCAGCUGUCUGCGCCGUGGUCUGGGGCAACGACGAUCAGCAGCCCCCGCCCGCCUGGCGGGACGGGGUGGCAGCGUCUGUGCCGACGCCUGCCCGCGCUGCGGGGCUCCCGGGCGACCACUUCGUCUGGGUCGCUUCCCGGGUCGUCCCGACAGGCCGGGUGCUGGCG
Messenger RNA from Prorocentrum cordatum, 742 nucleotides. Lineage: Eukaryota; Dinophyceae; Prorocentrales; Prorocentraceae. The record is from the annotation of a GenBank genome assembly.